CUCUCGUCCUCAUCGGCAGCGCUGCUCACUGUCCACCACCGAGAUCUAGCGAUCGUUCUGAAUCCACCACGUGUUGCGGGUGCGUGCCUUUCAAGUGCAACUUCGAAUCAGUUUCUUCGUGUGUCCGCGGGUCUCCGUAUUCUGACUGCUCCUCGCCCGAAGCCCGCUGGUCUGGUUCGUUUUAGGAGUGUGUGUGAUUCGAAAGGAAGUGAAAACGAAGGCCUCACCACACAGAAAAGCCUCGUAGGGCACAUCCUUCGAUCGAUACAAUCGAAUCGAUUGAUCGGUUGACUGUUGAAUUUAGGCGUUUUCGUUUCUCUUCGUUGUGCUGUUCAGACGGUGGCGCGUUCCUAAUGUUCCCGUCGUAACCAACCGACCGACCGACCGUUCCAGAAGAGCCUCGAUACCCUAGAGGAAGCACGCGGACCCUUUUCGAGCAUCGUCCCUCAGUUUGCGGCCCGCGAAGGACAGUACCCCGAAGCCGCAAGGAAGGCCAUCAGUCGGCCGUGCGUUGUGAUGUGGUUACGGCGGCGAUGCGUGUUGUAAAUUCCGUGUCCCAGUCCGUGUCUCGCCAGUGAACUUGUAAGCUAAAAAUAGUGCCCCGUUGGCGAUCGGUCAACAGGUGAUCGCCCGGUCGCCCCGUACUCCGCCGCGUACCGUAGAAGCGUCUGUUCCGGUGGGCGUCGAUGCGCCAAUGUUGGGCAAGAAAGUUUAAAAGAUCUUGCCUUCUUCGACCCCGAUCGUGUGUGAUCUCUGUGCCUUGGACAUCGGACUUCGGUGACAACCGCGGCCUGCCUGAAACGAAAGAAGGGCACCGCUCAAUACCGUUUAGCGUGUGGUUCGGUUGGCCAGAAACCCCCCUCCCGGUCUGAAUGCCCGCGUACGCUGAGAUGCUAGUGUCGCAGAGUCCCUCGGUUUACAGCCAUCCACUGUCCGCGGCGGACUACAAGCCGGGAAACCCUGGGCCGCUGCCGCUGCCGCCGCUGGGUGAUCGGAGUGGAAACAUGGGCGAUAGUGGCGUUGUCCCAUACUACGGAGGUUCAGCGACACCGAGGAUGCACAACUACUGCCGACCGGCUUCACUGCAGCUCCCGUCCCCGCAUCCGCCGGCGAGUGGCCACGCACCACUCCAGCGACAGCUCACACCACCCUGCCUCAGCCCCACCGGAAGUGGGAAGGGCCCAUCCUCGCCCCUCCGUUCCUGUCUUGUGAUGCGUCCGGAAGACCUGACGGCCAGCGAGGCUCCCACGCUGAUCGGUGAUAAUUCGACGAUAGCGAUGGCGAUGACAACCGCCUCGACGGCGGCUGGACCGGCCGACACUCGUACCGGCCUCGGUGCCGCUACCGAAGCCAGCGAUGUCACGGCGGCCGAAGCCGCGGCCCGGAACAAGAAGAAGGUCGUGUUUGCCGAUGACCAGGGCGGCCAGCUGACACAGGUGCGCGUGAUGCGCGAACCGUCCUACAUGCCGCCGAUCUGGAGCCUCCAGUUUCUGGCGCACGUCACCCAGGGCAUGAUCAGCCCGGUGCCGCAGGAGCAGUGGGUCGUGGACUUUGUGCAGCCGGCCAGCGACUAUGUGCGCUUCCGGCAGAAGCUGGACGACCGGAACAUUUCGCUCGAGAACGUCAUCAUCAAGGAGACGGAGCAGCUGAUCGUCGGCACGGUGAAGGUGAAGAACCUGUCCUACCACAAGGAGGUGAUCCUCCGCUCGUCGUGCGACAACUGGAAGACGCACGAGGACACCUUCUGCACCUACAGUCUGGUCGGCAACGGAGCUGCUUCGGCGUAUCUGAUAUUCGACACGUUUUCCUUCAAGGUAACUCUUCCACCUAAGUCCAGACGGAUUGAGUUCUGCGCUUGCUUCAAGUGCGAUGGCGUCGAGUACUGGGACAACAAUGAUGGUCGCAACUACUCCCUGACGAACCGCAUCGCCCCACGGCAGGACUCGGGUGACUUUCUGCCAUCGUCGGGCGCCGGUGCGUUCGGUGCGGGUGCGGGUCGCAACGGCGGCACGGCGACGGCAGCCUCCGGCUUCUCGUCGCCCUACAUGGCUCCCGGUGCAGUGCUCGACACCUGGAGCGACAUGAGCGCCGAGACACAAUCGGGGCCCUACUGCAAGGCGUAUGGCUGCGUAGUGGAUCGUACGGGUUCGGAUGUGAUGGCACCCAAACAGCAACAACCGUACUGUGAAGCGACCGCCACAACCACACCACCAGCGAUGCGACCGAUCGAGAUGGAACUGUCCGCCGGCGGCGGCGACGGCGGUUGCGGCCGUGUCCGCACCAGUAGCAGUUCCCCCCACAACAGCGGUCCUUGGCUCGGUGAGCGGCGUGCUAGCACUGGGGAAGAGUUUGCACUGCUUGCAAACAACAACCAGUCCGGCCGGCCCGAAAGACCACCCCAAUCCGACACGACGGCCACCCUCGGGCGCAGUGCCAGCAGCGGCAAACUGUUCUUCAUCCGCGAACGCAACGAGGGCGAGGAUCUGCUUGCCAACCUGCUGCGGCUGCGCAAGCUGAUGUGUAGCCAAAAAACGUGAGCCCUUCCGUUUCCCCGUGCAAAUGCAACUUCUUCUCUGCUUGUUUUAGCUUUCGAGCCCGACACGUGGCCCCGAUGCUUUGU
This is a messenger RNA of Anopheles bellator, 2620 nucleotides long. RefSeq lists its product as uncharacterized. Gene Ontology annotation, cellular component: protein phosphatase type 1 complex. The transcript is spliced from 5 exons. The record is from RefSeq and is a predicted model, not a curated record. Gene Ontology annotation, biological process: regulation of glycogen biosynthetic process. Lineage: Eukaryota; Metazoa; Arthropoda; Insecta; Diptera; Culicidae. The coding region runs from base 873 to 2537 and encodes 554 amino acids. Gene Ontology annotation, molecular function: protein phosphatase 1 binding; glycogen binding.